AUGGCAGCCACACUGCCUAUACCCGGCAGAGCAGCUGAGCUCAAGCCAGACCCGCCCCCAGGGUUGGGUGAAGGGGUCGGUGAAGGAGUCGGUGAGGGUAAAGGCGACAGGGAUGGUGAAGGGGACGACUCCGCCGGGUCAGACUGCGGUGUGCCGUCGUCGACGCCCGUGCAGCUGCUCCCCACGCACUGGCAGGUCAUCAGGCCAGACGAAGACCACAUACAGGCUGUCCCUGCCAGGCAGUACUGCCCGUUCGAGCAGCAGGAUGCAUCUGCUGGCAUGCAGUUUACUGUGCCGCAGCAGACUGAGUUGACGCAGUAG
This is a messenger RNA of Exophiala bonariae, 321 nucleotides long. RefSeq lists its product as uncharacterized. NCBI's taxonomy places the organism in Eukaryota, Fungi, Ascomycota, Eurotiomycetes, Chaetothyriales, Herpotrichiellaceae. The record is from RefSeq and is a predicted model, not a curated record. The transcript has a single exon. The coding region runs from base 1 to 321 and encodes 106 amino acids.